This is a messenger RNA of Talaromyces stipitatus ATCC 10500, 2267 nucleotides long. Its product is annotated as histone acetylase complex subunit MRG15-2. Bases 405 to 1397 code for a protein of 330 amino acids. Gene Ontology annotation, biological process: chromatin organization; regulation of DNA-templated transcription. NCBI's taxonomy places the organism in Eukaryota, Fungi, Ascomycota, Eurotiomycetes, Eurotiales, Trichocomaceae. The record is from RefSeq and is a predicted model, not a curated record. Gene Ontology annotation, cellular component: Rpd3S complex; nucleus; NuA4 histone acetyltransferase complex. The transcript has 5 exons.
AUACUUCAACCCUUGUCUGCUGCGCUUUGAGCCAUACCAAUCCAGGUCAUACAAACACCAUUGCUACAAACACCAUUGCUGUGACCUGUCCAUCACACACAAAUUAUUAAACCAUACAGACCUGCACAAUCACAUUUGACAUAAUAAAAACUUGCUGUUUUCUUUAGUCAAAUUUGUGAGCAGCAUUAUUUCUAUUCAGGAAAGUGCUGAGAUUCUUCUUCCGGAAUACUUGUCCUUGUUGAUGUGGUGACUGCUUUAUAAAAGUGUACCCUGGGACUCAAGAUCUAUUUUUACACUCUCCAAAUUCGCCAGAGAUUCAAAGAGCAUCCAGAUAUUGAUUAACCAUAUCUGUCGAUCAUUCUUUGGGAGACAUCUGAGUUGAAAGAUUUGCUAUCAGCGGCAUCAUGGCGCCGACCAGCUCUAACUACAACCGGGACGAAAAGGUUCUUUGUUUUCACCAUGAAGUACUCUAUGAGGCCAAGAUCAUGGACAUGAGACAUGUCGACCCUGAUGAUCGCAAGAGUCCCUACGAAUAUUUAGUGCACUACAAAGGCUGGAAAAACACUUGGGAUGAUUGGGUUCCCCAGGAACGCCUUCGGAAAUUCACAGAAGAGAAUCGGGAGCUAGCUGCUCAGAUUCGAAGAGAAGUUACUGCUCAGAUGUGGGGGAAAUCUAAUGUCACCACCAGCAAGACCUCCAAGCGGAGAGGAGGUUCAGACUCUGGACGAGGUAGUGAAGAACGACAAUCUUCAGUACCUGCGAAAGGCACCAAGAGAGGCCGUGACAAUGAGAUUGAAAAGGAGGACCAAUUCCACCUGCGGCCGUCGAUCCGCAUCAUGCUCCCUGAUACCCUCAAAGCAUUGCUUGUGGAUGACUGGGAAAAUAUAACCAAGAACCAGCAAGUUGUGGCAUUACCGGCUCAUCACUCUGUGAAUGAGAUACUCCAGUCCUACUCUGAAGAGGAGAAACCAAAACGCACAACAACAGCUGAAUUAGAUAUCCUCGAAGAAGUGAUCAUGGGUAUCAAAGAGUACUUUGACAAGUCACUGGACAAGGUCCUACUCUAUAAGUUUGAAAGAGAGCAGUAUCGAUUAUUGCGCCAGAAAUGGGAAAGUGGUGCAGAAAAUUACGUUGACAAGGGACCUCUUGAUAUUUAUGGAGCUCAUCAUCUCGCUCGAUUAUUCGCUGUUCUCCCCGAACUUAUUGCUCAGACAAACAUGGACCAACAAUCCAUCAACCGUCUGCGCGAAGAGUUGAGCAAAUUCACAAUCUGGUUGAGCCGCAAUUCCGAAAAGUUCUUUUCAAACAAGUAUAUUAGUGCUAGUACGGAAUACUUGGAAAAGGCUACUGGAGUGCCGAUUCCUAAUCCAGGCACUGCAACCUCUCGUCUUAUCUGAGCAUUCGAGAGUGAAGAUGCCGAAGGAUGGAACUGGAGAAUACGAUAAUAGCUGGGUGAAUUUGGAUAUCAUUUACCCUCACGGGGGACCGCUCUGGUGUUGUGCGAUAUGUAUUAGGAUAAUUAGGUCUCGUAUGAAUUGAUAGCUCAUCAUUGUGACAACCUCCUAUAUGUAGUAGAUAUCGUAGACUCCAAAAACACAAAGUGUGCUUGUAUAUACACGAAAACAAGCUAUGUAAACAACAAAUCGAACCACCCGCGAAUUUACUACAGAACGAGCUUCCUCGCAUCCUCAACAGCACAUCGCGCCGCGCGCUUCAACUCAAGCUUCCUAUCCGCCUCGCGCCAUUUUUCCCACGUAUUCAAUCCUUCCUGCGGCUGAAUGCUGAGUGUAUCGUAUCCCUGCUUGAUAAUCUGAUGCACUUCCCUCGGACCAAGAUUCUUCUUUCGGGCAGUAGCGGCCGUAUCACCGGACUCGGUCGCGGAUUUAUCCGUCUGGAAAAGCAGUGUGAGAAAAUGGGUGGAGACGGUAAUUAGAGUAUUGACAGACGCUCCCUGAGGAGCAUUACUGCCGGGUACUGGUGUCAUCGUCGUCAAUUUAUAAGCGUCCCGAAAUCGAGCGAUGAUCGGCCCAGCUUCGACGAUUUUGUAAAAGAGAUCGUCAUAUGAGGCUGGGUCGGGGAGGAAAGUGUCACCCGUCGAUAAUGUGAAUGCAAUCAGGUCCACGAGUGAGAUUGUCAGGGUAUCGAUGUGUGGUGAUGAGGACAGAUCGGAUGAGUAAGUGGUGAGGAAUCGCAUGAGGGAGAGAAGAGUGCGCCACAUUUCGGCCCAGUGGUAUGUGAGUCGGGUUUUGUUAGAGGAGAGGUAGGUG